UAGAAGGUAGUGCAGUGGCACGAGCUCACACAAGUUCUAGACAUCGAUGUAGAGACAGAUUUGCUUUACAGACGUAGAUAGAAGAGGCCGGAACAACAACAACGAAGCAUCCUGCUGUCGAUAUCGUAUACUGCUGAUAACAGAAAUGUGUUCUAUUAGUUUCUUCAGAUUUAUUGGUGAAGUAAAAGUAUCUUACACUGAUAAGUACAGUUCGAAAAACAAAUGUUGAGCUUCGGAGAUGAGUGAGAAAAUUGUUUUAAAAUAUUGCUUGUCUGUGAGUUAAAGAAAUAUGGGUAUGUAGACUGUGUAGUAUAAGUAAUGUUUCAUUCGUACUCAAUAUAAUAUAAUAUAUCUGUUUGGAGUGUUUGAAUUUAAUCGAACAUAAUAUUUACUGAUUAACUUGGAGAUAAAAAAUUCCUCGCUUCUCGUGCAUACCGAUCUCAAAGUGUACAUCUACAAUCUGAUAUGGUGCAAAUAAACAUAAAGGAUGUUGCGUGAUGUCUUUAAUAAGAAACCAACUGGAUACGAAUCAGAUUCUAAGUUCAUCACUCUGACUUGAAAGUGCCAAAUAUCUUGAUAUAAAAUUUCCAGAUCACGUUGCAAGGUUUUAAUACUUUAAAUCUUCGUGAUUGGUUCUGAUAGUAUGAUAUCUGGAUUUUUAUUUUGUAAACUAUACGUGAAGUUCCAUGAAUUACCUGGACUUUGGUGCAAACAUUUGAAUAAGACAUACAGUAUAAUAUACUAACUGAUAAACAUUUAAAAGAUUAGUGCAGAAAUUUAUUUGACGCAGGUGAAACUUCGUAUUCUGAGCCACAUAUUCACGUGUAGACAUGUGACAUCGAGUGUCGUAUUUGUAGAACUACGUCGUUCCAAAACUAACAAAUUCAUCUUCAUUCCUGAGAGAGAGGGAGAGAGAAUCUUUGCACUCGGUCACAAAUGGACAGACAUCCUAUGGUAGCAGUGAAUGAGUUGGAGAUGCAGGAUCCCACCUAUUGGGAUGAUAUACGCUAUAAUAGGAAACUCCAUUACCAGCGUAGUCAGGGGUAUCAGGCAGGGAGACCACAAGAAGAAAGACGACCUUCGUCCCACAUUUCCGAGGGAGCUCAUAUUGAGACCAUCUUACAGGACCACCAUUAUCCUUGCCAUGGUUUUCCACUACAUCAAACGGAAUUUGUCUUCAGCAGACAAGUGGACCACACGGGAGACUUUUCUCUACUCAGCGCUUUCUUCACUCUUGUGUGUAUUUUCUCAUACACCAUUGACAUCGGCACGGACAUUGCAGUGUGUUAUUUCUUACAUCUGGAGGGUAACUCGUGGUGGUUUGGACUGACUUUAGCAGUCACCGUCAUUCCAGCUCUCACGGUCAAUGCCUUCAGUCUCCGUUGGUACAUGCAUGACCAAGAGGAGCGUAAGACCCAUUCAUCAAAUGUCCAAAGGCCAAAAAUGUCCAAACUAGACUGGACAGUACGUGUCUUUUUUCACGUGCUUCUAUUAGGUCCUGUCAUCAGAUAUAUCGACCUUAUAAUCUUCGGACUUCGAAGCAGAAGAGAGCGUCGACAAAAGCAGCGAAGAGCGAGAGAGUGGAAUCUGACGUUUCGAAGAACACCAGAAGCAACAAUGGACGACAACGUCGACUACUACCAACUGACGAUUCAGGAAGAUAGAGAUACUUCUCUCCUGUCUCUGUUUGAAAGCUUUAUGGAGUCUGCACCUCAGUUAGUUCUGCAAAUCUACAUUCUAGCUGAAAGAGGGGUUGUUCCUAACGACCAUUGGACAGUUGGCAUCCAGUUGGCAUCUGUAGCAUCGUCUUUAUUUGAGUUGUCGUGGUCAUUAGCAUCGUAUCAUAGGGCCUUACGACGAUCGGUGGAGGACAAGCGGAACAUGACCUGGGUCGGUACGAGUAUUCAAUUUCUGUGGCGUUACUGUACCACAGCAGCCAGGGUCCUAUCUUUGGCACUAUUUGCUUCCGAAUACGGGUACUGGAUGUUCCCAGUGUGCAUCGGGCACUGGGGCAUCAUGACGGUGUGGGUGAUGCACCAACAAACCAGCUUCUGUGAUUCGGAGACUGGUGAGAAACGCCAGUGUGAAGAAUACCUGUUUAAUAUGGUGAUUGGAGCGGUCUACCUGUUUUGUUUCUUGAACGUGAAAGACGAACCCACUCGCGUCAAGUACCUGGCCUAUUACAUCAUUGUAUUCAUAGAGAACUUGUCGAUGAUUGUCUUAUGGUACGUUCGAACUGACCCAAGUGUGUGGUACCACUUGCCUGCCCUAAUCGGUGUCUUCGGCAGUUUUGCACUGGGUAUCAUUUUCAUGCAGCUCUACUACCGUUUCUGCCAUCCUGAAACCAACAUUCCAUGUAGCGAUCGUCCUGCGAGUUGCUGCUAAGUGUUGGUUACUAUAGCUACGACGUUGUUUCUGGUAACCAUUAAUCAACGUGAUACAAUCUCUAACAGCUAUCUCCCGGUCGUUGAUCUCGACAGCUACUUAGCGGCUUAAAUGGUUUACGUUACACAACUCCUUAGGUGUGUGAAUCAUUUUAUUGCAGUCGGGUCUUGGAAUCUGAUGCGACAUAAUUACAGCCAUCACUCAGUUAAUUUUUGUGUCUUGUUUGUUGUGACACAGUUUUCUUUUAAGGUUGUAGUUCACUUUUAUGUGACAAGUUCUUAUAUCCUUGAAUAGGAUGCUAGAUGUUGCAUUGUUUACCACGUGACUUAGUCGUGGUUAUGUCAGACAAAUUUUGUGAUAGCUAUGACCUAAUUGCUGGAUAUGAUACAGUUUUUGUAGCUGUCAUUAGAAUAUUUUUGUGACAUAAUCUUUUCCAAGAACGAAUCAGCUACUGUGUAUGAUACAGUUUUGAUACAGCUGAAAAUAAUGUAGGAGACAACCUUAGAUACAGCUAAGAAUCAGCUACUAAAUACGACACAGUCUAGCCACGUGCGUUAAUGUACAUCUAACUGUUAAAGAAUUAGUAAUAUGAUUUGGUAAUUCUGUUCAAGACAAACGUUCAUUGUCCUUUACACGGGCAUUGGAUAUAGAAAUUUCGUUGUUUUGAAUCAACUUAACCCUUUUCUGUAAAUCUGAAAAACACCGUUUAACGAAAUGAAUUUAUAUGUAAAUGCAUAAUCAACUAAUAACAAGCUACAUUUCAAGAAGUUAACUAGUUUCAUUAAAUUUGUAGGAAUAGGAAGCUAAUAAACUUCAAAUGGAAACCAGUGAAAGUUCGAGAUGCUUUCGUAUUUAACAAGGUAGCUCCUCAACAAACGGAGAACGCUGUAAGGCACAUUUCUUAAUUUUGAUACACCCAACGUUUCAGACUUGUGUCCUGAUGCCUUACACUCACCAACUUCAUCUAGCUUAUUAAUCGAAGGGGAUGGUUGACAUGUGUCACCAACUUCGUCUAGCUUAUUAAUCGAAGAGGAUGCUUGACAUGUGUCACCAACUUCGUCUAACCUAUUAAUCGAAGAGAAUGCUUGAAAUGUGUCACCAACUUCGUCUAGCUUAUUAAUCGAAGAGGAUGCUUGACAUGUGUCACCAACUUCGUCUAACCUAUUAAUCGAAGAGAAUGCUUGACAUGUGUCACCAACUUCGUCUAACCUAUUAAUCGAAGAGAAUGCUUGACAUGUGUCACCAACUUCGUCUAGCUUAUUAAUCGAAGAGAAUGCUUGACAUGUGUCACCAACUUCGUCUAACCUAUUAAUCGAAGAGAAUGCUUGACAUGUGUCACCAACUUCGUCUAGCUUAUUAAUCAAAGAGAAUGCUUGACAUGUGUCACCAACUUCGUCUAACCUAUUAAUCGAAGAGAAUGCUUGACAUGUGUCACCAACUUCGUCUAGCUUAUUAAUCAAAGAGGCUGCUUGACAUGUGUCACCAACUUCGUCUAGCUUAUUAAUCAAAGAGGCUGCUUGACAUGUGUCACCAACUUCGUCUAGCUUAUUAAUCAAAGAGAAUGCUUGACAUGUGUCACCCCUAUAACAUGUACAUAGAAUUCAACACAACAGAUUUGAAGAUCUGCUUCCAUAUUUUGUCCAUGGUUCCUCCCCCCCGGUGAGUCAGUAGUAUGUUUACGGACUUAGAACAUCACGGUGGACAGAACAAGGAUAGUCCACUGUGAAGAUUUGUGCUAAAACAACAACAAUAACUUUCGUCCAUUUGGUGUGAUAACUCUGAAGUAAAUAAAGUUUCGCUAGCCCAGUUGUUCUUAUUUGUUACUGUAACUGUAAUUGCAAGGAGGUUUAAGCAAAUAUAAUUUUCUCAUACUUUCCACAGAGAAGGUGAAAAUUAAAGAACAUAUUUAAAAAAAAAUGAAUGUUAAACACGUAAGAGAAAAUUAUAUUCAGAUAUUGUUUUUAAAAAUAUCAAGAACAGGGGCAUUUGAAGAGAGAAGUGUGUGUUUUUAAGACGGUAUGGGUCAAAAUGAGGUUUCUUUUCAAGAAAGAAAUUACCUUACCUUAUCCAAGCAUGUAUAACUACUGAACAGAACAAACUUUGAAAUAUAAAAGUAUUUAGUGCAACUUCAUAACUUGAACGUGUCCGCAAACAUAAGAUUAUUCUUGUAUACUGCCUAUUAAUUUCUAGUUAAUUCGAAGGCAGUGGUCAAGGUUGUUGUUUGCUGUUUGUUAAUGGUGUAUAUCAGAUGCCAACAAGAGCAAAGUGGAUGCCAAACAUUUCUGUUGACAAUGAUGAGAUGGCGUACACUUAACUCUUAAGAGACCCAGUUAACGAUGGCUCCACUUAAACUGUAGAAACUAUGCUGAUUAUUCUCGAAGCACGUAUAUUAUAGUCUGAAACUAUACAGGUACAACUUGAUGGUACUGUGCAGCAAUACAGGGUUGUAUAUAAUUUUCCACCAAAGGACUUCACACUGAGUAUGGUAAACUUCAAGCUCCUGAGCAAAACUACUCAUAAGCGACUGAGUAUAACUGUUCAGUUUUUACCCGUCUGAACAGGUCUGAAAAAAACAAAGGUUGUCUAAAAAAACCUCCCUUGAACAGAGUUGAUACUUUUUACAUUUUGUACAUAUUCAAAGUUCUUUAAAUACGUGUCGAAUAGUCAAUAUUAUUACGUGUAUAUGUGUGUGUAAUAAAGUUCUGCCCUUCUAGUACAGUGUGUCAAAAUGUGUUAUAAAUGGCUGUGAUAUGAUCUUGUAAAAGUUUUGUAUUCC
This is a messenger RNA of Limulus polyphemus (Atlantic horseshoe crab), 5161 nucleotides long. RefSeq names its product XK-related protein 4-like. The coding region runs from base 937 to 2385 and encodes 482 amino acids. The record is from RefSeq and is a predicted model, not a curated record. The transcript is spliced from 4 exons. Gene Ontology annotation, biological process: apoptotic process involved in development; phosphatidylserine exposure on apoptotic cell surface; engulfment of apoptotic cell. Lineage: Eukaryota; Metazoa; Arthropoda; Merostomata; Xiphosura; Limulidae. Gene Ontology annotation, cellular component: plasma membrane.